CCGUUGGAUGAACAUUUUAAAUUUGAUCUUACAAUCGUUGACUCUCAUCAUCAUCACCUCACACAAUGUUGUUAUCACACGCGCCACCACUAUCUUUUCUUCUCACCACAUUGCUCCAUUUUCAUCCUCGUCACUCUUCUCGCGCUUUAUCAUCAAUCCCUCUUUUCUCAAAACCUCUUACACUCUCCCUUUCACGACGGAGCUCACGCAUUCAAAUGAACGGAGUAACCAUCGCCACCGUUGACUCCUCCACCUCCUCGCCGGAUCAUGUCACCGGAGAUUGGUUCUCCGUACCUUCACUUCGUCUUCGUGAUCACAGAUUCACUGUCCCUCUCGAUUACUCUCAAGGCCCACAGUCUUCGUCUAAGAUCACCGUUUUCGCUCGUGAAGUUGUUGCAGUUGGAAAAGAAGAGCAAACAUUGCCAUAUUUACUAUUUUUGCAAGGUGGUCCUGGGUUUGAGUGCCGACCGCCAACUGAAUCUAGUGGAUGGAUUCAAAAAGUUUGCGAACAGUUCCGUCUCAUCUUAAUGGACCAGCGAGGAACAGGCUUAUCAACUCCUUUGUCUGUGUCAUCAAUGUCACAAUUCAAGUCUGCACAGGACUUAGCUGACUUCUUAAAAUAUUUUCGAGCUGAUAGUAUAGUAAAGGAUGCAGAGUUUAUUCGAGUUCGCCUUGUUCCAAAUGCUGGACCGUGGACAAUUUUGGGGCAGAGUUACGGUGGAUUUUGCGCAGUCACAUAUUUGAGUUUUGCACCACAAGGACUGACGCAAGCCCUUCUGACCGGUGGAAUUCCUCCAAUAGGACAGGGAUGCACUGCAGAUUCAGUAUACAGAGCAUGCUUUGAGCAAAUUAUGCAUCAAAAUGAGAAGUACUAUAAAAGAUACCCUCAGGAUAUCAAAAUUGUUCAAGAACUUGUUAACUAUUUAGCUGAACAAGAAGGAGGAGGGGUGGCCCUUCCUUCUGGGGGCAUCUUAACCCCAAGAGGGCUGCAGACUCUUGGUCUCUCUGGCUUAGGAUCUGGAGCUGGUUUCGAGAGCAUGCACUAUAUGUUUGAGAGAGUGUGGGAUCCUACUUUAGUUCCGGGAUCACCUAAGAGAAUAAGUCACUACUUCCUAAAUGCUUUUGAAAGCUCGAUAUCUGUUGAGACAAAUCCACUGUAUGCUCUUCUACAUGAAUCCAUCUAUUGUCAGGGUUCUGCUAGUAAAUGGUCUGCCAAUAGAAUAAGGACUGAAGUUGAAGACAAAUUUGAUGCAAUUAAAACUGCUAAAGAAGGACUCCCUGUACUUUUUACAGGAGAGAUGAUUUUCCCAUGGAUGUUUGAUGAGAUUCAUGCCUUGAAACCGUUCAAAGAUGUAGCUCAUAUACUGUCCGAGAAGAAGGAUUGGCCCCGAUUAUAUGACAUUCAGGCUUUGAACAACAACAAGGUACCUGUUGCAGCCGCCGUUUAUUAUGAAGACAUGUAUGUGAAUUUUAAACUGUCGAAGGAAACAGCUUCUCAAAUAGCUGGGAUCAGGCUAUGGAUAACUAACGAGUUCAUGCAUUCUGGCUUGCGUGAUGACGGGGGAAAAGUUCUUGAUCAUUUGUUGGGAAUGUUAAAUGGAAAGAAACCUCUAUUUUGAUCACCACUGUUACUAUUCUCUCCCAGUCCCACCAAUGUUUUAUGUCCUAGCGUUGCCUAGCCUUUGGUUUUUUGAACUUUUUUAUUUUCUUCUAAAUUUCUAGAAUUCAGUUCUUCACAUUAAUUUGUAAGAACCUAUUAUUAUAUUUGCUGAAAUAAUCUCAGGUUGGCUAUAGUUGUAAAUUAUUUACUAUCAUUUUAGGUGUUCUUUUUUGUAGAAAAUAAAAUUAUUUAUAGUUAUUAGUAUUUAUCAA
Messenger RNA from Medicago truncatula (barrel medic), 1872 nucleotides. Its product is annotated as proline iminopeptidase. Gene Ontology annotation, molecular function: peptidase activity. The record is from RefSeq and is a predicted model, not a curated record. Gene Ontology annotation, biological process: proteolysis. NCBI's taxonomy places the organism in Eukaryota, Viridiplantae, Streptophyta, Magnoliopsida, Fabales, Fabaceae. The coding region runs from base 66 to 1619 and encodes 517 amino acids. The transcript is spliced from 10 exons.